UGAUAUACUUUAUAAUGCUUUUAUACUAUAUAAUUGUUACUAAAACUUAAUUUACUAAUAACACUAACAUUAAUACGAAUUAAAACAAUGGGAAAACGCCUCAGACCUGGAUGAGAAUGAGCAAACUUCUUUAUUGUGGUCACUCAGCUAACAAUUCUCUAAGAGAAAUUGCCAGUUUGAAAGUAACAAAAGAAAUCCCAAAAACCCAAAAGAAAAAGCAUCUUCAUGAAGAGCAUCGGCAUGCAAAAACAAAAACCCUCCGGACGGACCUGCAGAGUUACAGGAUUUUUUACGCAUACACAUUUGGCCCCAAAAAUUCUCCUCUAUAUAUACGCUUCCACGCGCCUCCUUAUCGGUCCCCCCCCCUCACAGACCGGUUUUCAUAUCACCUUUUCAUUAUGUCAUCUUAUUUACCGGAAUCAUCUCAUAUGUUUUUGUAACGUCCUGUUCCUUGCAGUCCCCUUGUUUUUCCUUCACCUUUUGCCCAUAUGCCCAUUUAUGGAUUUUCCUCCUCUUAGUUCCCCGGGACCCAGGCCCGGGAGCCCAGGCCUGUGACCCUGGGUCUUCUUCAUUCGCCAUAACAAUUAUGCCUAAACAACAAUUUUUGUUAUUAAAAAAGUGUGCUCAAAAAGAGCUUCACUCCCUGGUCAAAGUUACAUUUGCCUCUCAGUUUUUUCCUUGCCAGACGUCCGGAAGAUUUAAUCCUUCAUUCAACUACAAUGGAUCCCUCGCAUCAGCCAGCUAGUCGCCCUAUCAGGUCCACACCUCACCAUCCUCGUCCGUCUCCCUACCCAAGGCCAAUGGCCGCUGAUGUCAUGGAAAGCUAUCGCCGCUUCCAGCUACUUCAUAUCACCCAUGAGCUCGUUACGUGUCUGGAACAGCUCUGUUCUCCUGACCUCCCCGAGCAUCCUCAUCUGCUGUUCCAUAUUGUGAGAGGGCCUCUUACUAGCACAUCCUCGACUCAAACCCCUCUGCCUAACCUCGUGGAUCAGAGAACCCAAACUGAUGGCUGUCCUCAUGUUGAGCUUUGCAACCCUGAGCUCGGGACUCCCGCUUCUCCUCCUCCUCCAGUGCCUCAUGCCUAUAUCCGUCCUCUCAGUCCUGCCUUGGCAUCUCCUCCCUCUGAUUCCGGCCCUGGAACCCCAGAUUACAUUCCUUCUUCUCCCUCUGAUUAUGGCCCUGGAUCCCCAGACUAUUCCCCUACUUCGCCCUCCGAUUACUGAGAAUGUUUAUAAUAACCAAUAAACCUAUAACCAUU
Tachysurus vachellii is the source of this 1258-nucleotide messenger RNA. RefSeq names its product DNA-directed RNA polymerase II subunit RPB1-like. NCBI's taxonomy places the organism in Eukaryota, Metazoa, Chordata, Actinopteri, Siluriformes, Bagridae. Gene Ontology annotation, biological process: transcription by RNA polymerase II. The transcript has 2 exons. Gene Ontology annotation, molecular function: DNA binding. Bases 720 to 1223 code for a protein of 167 amino acids. The record is from RefSeq and is a predicted model, not a curated record.